AACAGAAACAACUUGGGGAACUCCAUCUUUCUGAACUUCCCAGUUCGUCGUAUAAACUUGUCUUUCCUGACUUGUUCCGGUACAAAUUAGAAGGCAAGGCUGGGAGUCAUGGAGAAGCAGUUCGCAUCCAGGGUACAGAAGGAGCUAGCCGCCCUGAGGAAGUCCCCUCCUCUCGGUAUCCAGGUGUCGCUGCCUUCAGACAACCUGCAUGAGUGGGAGGCUGUCAUCCCUGGACCUCAGGAUUCUCUUUAUAAAGGUGGCAAGUUCAAGGUCCGCCUGCUUCUCCCUGAGAACUAUCCCCUUGCACCUCCAGUUGUCCACUUCCUAACACCCAUCUACCACCUGAACGUGAGUCAGGCGUGUGGACAGGUGUGUCUCCGCUUCCUGAGUGAGGAUGAGUGGGUGGCAGGGGGAACCAUUGAACAGGUGCUGAGUGCCCUGUUCUCUCUCAUGAUCCGACCAGAACUCAACAACGCCUUCGACCACGAAGUUCUGAACGUCUACCACCACUUUAACCUGGACUACAACAAGAUGGCUCGCGACAGUGCUAAAAAGGCUAAAUAAGAAGGAAGCAGAUAUUAGUCUGAAGAGUAUUUUGUUUGUUAAAAAUCCAAUACUUCCUACUUUUGUUUUCACACCAAUUUACGAUUUUAUGGAUCCAUAUGGUAUGUUUUCCUUUCAAGUUUCAAUGCAUAUUUGAAGGGACCAUGAUAUUAUAAUUGAAAACUAGGUAGCUCUGAUAACAAUAAGGCUGCAGAGCAAAGGCAGUUCAGAUAAUAGUUAUAUCAGUAAAUGAGUCAGUCAUGUUUCUGCUUGACAGCAUUGUGCAUGAUACUAGGUUUUCUGUAUAGACCUCUGUGAAUGUGGUUAUUACAAAGGAGGUUAUGUUUUUGGUACCAUUGAUUGGUUUUCGAUCAUGAUUACUACAUAGUGAUGAUUGUAGAAGUUCUUUAUAUGUGUGUAUGUUUUGGCAAUAGAAAGAUGUUAAGCCACUUUUUUCAAUCAUCAGUGCACAGGUACUAGGUAAAUUAGGUCACC
Branchiostoma belcheri (Belcher's lancelet) is the source of this 1038-nucleotide messenger RNA. Its product is annotated as ubiquitin-conjugating enzyme E2 13-like. NCBI's taxonomy places the organism in Eukaryota, Metazoa, Chordata, Leptocardii, Amphioxiformes, Branchiostomatidae. The transcript has 6 exons. The record is from RefSeq and is a predicted model, not a curated record. Bases 109 to 564 code for a protein of 151 amino acids.